AAACAAAGAUAAAGAAGAAAAUGAGUAAAAAAUGACGAAAGUCCGUGGAUGAUAACGUUUUUAUUAUCUCUGUACUUAUCAAUUUAUUGUUAGUUUCUUUGGUCCAUGCCAAUAAAACUCCUCAACAUGCUGUGAGUAAUAAAGUAAUUUUCAAAUAAUGUAACUAGAUAUUUAUUUGUGAAACAAGCUAAUGUCAAGCCCUAAUGUCAACUUUAACCAAUCAAAAAUGUUUUGUUCAUGAUAUACUUAUAUCAUUCACCUCAUAUGAUUCAUAAUAAUUAAUUACAGUACAACAGAAUAAUUUACCUUUUCUUUGAUAAGAACUAAGAAGUUAUUAAAAUGUCAGGUCAAAACAGGAGGAAGGGACUGAAAUCUGGAUCAUCAAAAAAAGCUCAUGGGACUAGCUUAGGAGAUGUAACAUUGGCAGAUUUUGCCAAUGCAACAGUUGCCUCUGGAAGACUAAGAAAAGCUAAAGCAGCAUUUGAUGUGGUUCGGGAAGUGAAACAUUUAAACAUUGAAGAUAAAGCAUGGGAUGAGAAACUGGAAGAGUUUGAUGGGGAUUUUGACUUUGUCAAAGAGGAAAAUGAAGAUGGAGAAGAAGUGAUGGUGAUGAAGAGGUCGAGUCGUCGCAAGAAGACCUUGAGCGAGUCAUUGGCAGACAAGGCUAGUGGCAAUGUCUACUCGUUGGACAUCUGGCACCUCAUCUCCGAGUACAUCAGACCAGAGGAUGUAGCCAAGUUCUCAGCCAUCUGCAGAAACUCUUGGAGCGUAGUCAACACUGCCACGUUUUGGUUCAAGCUUUACAGAAGAUUCUAUAAAAAGGUGCCUAACCUACCUGUAAGACUACAACCAGAGUGUAUGGUACGUCAUUACGGACUCAAAGCUUGUGUCGUUAGAUCUCUGUUCUACAUGUAUCCUCCACUAGCUUCACGGGUGGACGGCCCCUCCAUGGGUACACCCUACGAUCUCAAAAACAGACAGUGCAUAUCUCUGUGGCAGGAGCGGCAAUCCACAAAGUGGCUGUUGAGCUUCAAACUGAGAAGGAAAGACUGCCAACCAAACACCAGCAAACAAGAUCUUCUUGAGAUAUUAGGAGAUAUUUUUGCUAAUCCUGAUGAAGGCUGUACAAUCUUGCAGGUGGUCGCUACAGAACGGAUGCCAAUCUUGCCUGCAGUGAUGGGACUGACGCUACACAGCAUCAAUAUGAGUCUAGACAUGACCAUGGCGCACAUGCACGUGCAGCUGAUGUUUGGCUCUGGGAGGGUGUGCAACGGAAAGCUUGACCCAUCUGGCACCGUCGCCAUCAGCAUCAAGACCGUUACACAAGUCUGCGUGCUGGACUGGUGGCACCCCCGAUACCCCCACUCCUCCUCCAUCAUCCGACGAGGAGAUGAUUCUUAGUGUUAAUAAAGUACUUUAUUACUGUU
Messenger RNA from Macrosteles quadrilineatus (aster leafhopper), 1427 nucleotides. It is a transcript of the gene fsd, whose product is annotated as transmembrane protein 183. The record is from RefSeq and is a predicted model, not a curated record. Gene Ontology annotation, cellular component: SCF ubiquitin ligase complex. Gene Ontology annotation, biological process: regulation of protein stability. Lineage: Eukaryota; Metazoa; Arthropoda; Insecta; Hemiptera; Cicadellidae. The transcript has 7 exons. The coding region runs from base 340 to 1401 and encodes 353 amino acids.